UUUUAGAAGCCAUUCAUGCAGGAAAUGCAGAUCAUUUCAAAGGGUUUACACAUAUUUUCUCAUAACUGUAUAUUGAGCCUGCUGUGAAAUAGCUUGAAGAAAGAAAGUAAUUUUAAGCUAAAAAUAUGGAUCUGUUCAUUCAGUGCAUGUGUAAAAUUGAAUUUUCUUCACCUUUUUUCCUUUACAGAUGAGCCGAACGCUUGAGAAAUAUGAUGGAGACACUGAAACGUCACUCCUGAAAAAACACUUGAUCCGAGACUCUCCUGCACUUGCAAGUCCAGAUUUACUCUCUGAAGUGUCAGAGAUGAAGCAAGACCUUAUCAAAAUGACUGCUAUUCUGACCACUGAUUCCUCAGAGAAAGCGGGUCCUAUGCAAGGGGAUUAUUUAGAUAAGGGGGUGGAGGAGGUGUCAGCAGAGCCUUUUGAGAUAAUGGAAAAAGUCAAAGAGGAUUUGGAGAAAGUUAGUGAAAUUCUGAGAAGUGGAACAUUCGAUAAGGAAGAAUCUCCUAAAACAGAGAGUCGUCCCUAUAGGAAGGAUGAGGGGUGGGUUCUCCUGACAGAAAGUGAAAUUGAAGAGGCCAAAAUGAUGGCCGCCUUUGAAUCUCAAGAAUCGCUUCUAAAGGAAGUUAGAGUCAACAGAGGAUCGCAGAGAGCAAGGGGUGCUAGGGGCAUGGACACUGUUUCCACUGGCGAAGUGAAGGAAUACUCACUGGAUGUGCCUGGAACAUUGAGUCAAGAAACUCCAUCACAGCAACGGUUCACUGAGGUUGUUCUGCGCAGAGGUGGUCGAAAAAUAGUCCCCACAGUGGCAAAAGACACUAAAGCCCAUACAACAGAAGUAAAAAAGCCAAUAAGGAGAAAAGGGCCUCAAGGACACACAGAAGAAACCCAAUCAAUGAGCACAAAAGAAAGUAACGUCAAGAAGAGCGCAGAGAAGUCUUCCGAAGGGGAUGCCUUACUACCUGUACCUGGAGACCAAAAAAAGUCUCCUGUAUCACCAGUGGUUGAAGAGACGCCAAUCGGUUCGAUUAAAGAGAAAGUCAAGGCUCUUCAAAAGAAGGUAGAGGAAGAACAAAAAGGUCAUAAAAAACAGACAACCCAAAAACCAUCUUCUAUUGCCAAAGACCAGAAAACAUCAGGCCUGAAAAAACAAACCUCUUCACCCCAGAAACGGUCUCCUUCAAGGUCAUCAAAGCCUGACCCUGGAAGUCUAGAAGAAACCAUGUCUGUAAGAGAACUAAUGAGAGCAUUUCAAACUGGCCAAGACCCCUCAAAAAGAAAGUCUGGGCUCUUUGAGCACAAAGGAUCUUCCACAACAGUGAGUAAACCCUCCCAAAGUCUUCCCCGAGCACCCUCACAAGAAGAAGGGUCUGCUGAUGGUUUAAAGCCUGAAGAAAAAGUCACAAUUACUCCACAUAUAAAACACUCUAAAGACUUUGAAGAAGAUACCAAAGCAAGGCAAAAGAGUGGCGAGUCCACUCACUCAAGCGUGUCAAAACAUGGCAGAGAUCUUUUGCCUGAUAAUGGUACCGAGAACAGUGCAUUUGACGACAGCUCUGACAGCAUGAAACAUGAAGCAUUGGUCGACUCACCCAAUGCUAGUCUUGCUGAAGUGGAAGCCCCAUUGAGUUCUGAGGAAAGUUACAAACACGAGGGCAUGGCCGAGACUCCAGAAACAAGCCCCGAGGGCCUCUCAUUAUCACCAAAAAAAACAGCCCAGUCUAUACUUGCAAAGUCCUCAAAAUCAGAAGCAGUCACCCCUAAGGUCAAGACAAGUAAAAUCUCCUUUUCUACCGAGAUGAAGGCAACUAAUGAACAGGCUACAAUUCAUCAUCCAGUGGAUGAGCCAACAAAAAGUGAGUCCAUGUCCAUUCCUCAUAGGAAUAGGGGGGUGAACUUUGGGGAUGAAAAGACUUCUGUUGAUAAGGACUUUAUUUCUGUGUCAUUCAAGCCACCUAAAUCUCGAAAACUGACUAAAAGAGGCUCUGAAACGCUAGAGAGUUUUUUGAGCGAUGAGGAAUCCUUUGACGAUCAACCAACACCAACCUCUUCUGACUUUCUGGCCUCAAGGGCAGCUACACAGGAUCAUGGUGGUUUAGUGCUGCCUCUUAGACACCAAGAUUCAGAAACCCUUAGUCCAGUAGCUGAUGACUCUUUUACCAUUAGCCACAAAGACUCUUUAGAAGGUAGUCCCGUGAUGGAAGACAACUCUUCCCAUAGAACCCCAGACUCUAUCGAGCCUAGUCCAACAAACGAAUCCCCGUGCUGUGACUCUUUAGAAAACAGCCCCGUAGAGAUGAAAACCAACCUGACUUUUCCACCUACAGUAGAACAACCCAGUGUGACCACAGGCCCCCUGACAUCCUCCAAAGCCCCUGGAAUCCCCCCAGAGAGUUUGCGUAGUAGAUUGCUCAAAGAACAGGAGGGUAAUGCGGACGAUGACAGUUGUGAGCAGACGUCCCUGAUGACAAGUUCGGGUAAGAGUCCUCUCUCCCCUGACACACCAAGUUCUGAAGAGGUAAGUUAUGAGGUCAAUCCCAAAACCCCAGACCCCAUGGUCCUGAUUGUUCCCUUUAAGCCAUCCGUAAUCCCAGAGGAGACAGUAGAAGAUGAUGAGUUGAAGUGUGGCCUGACACAGAGGAAAAUUACUCCAGAGGAAGAGAUGUUUAAAAUGGCUGCCAAAAUAAAAACAUUUGAUGAGAUGGAACAAGAUGAAAAAGACAAAAAGGACAAUAGAAAAGAUAGUGAAUCUUCUCAGACAUUGGUAUCGUCUGAUGCAGGAGAUGAGAGCAUCAAACUGUUUGCGCUAACAUCCAAAUAUGAAACAUCCUCUGUGGAUGAUGGGUUUGGGUUUACUGAACUCAACCAAGUAUCAGAGAUAGCACAGUCUGUUGAACCAAUCAUUAAAGUACAACCUCCCUCUCCUUUUCCAGCAGGUAUACGUAAGAGCCCCCAAACAUCUGAGGACAUUCAGCACAGCAUGGCAUCUUCAGCUGAAUCAGCAAUGAGGAGACCUCAGUCUGUCUCAGAAAAGCAUAACACAAAACCACACCUUCGAGAAUCUCAUAGUGAGAAAUCUGAGGACAAAGAAUAUGUUGAUUCAGAAUUAGCACAGUUAAAUAAAACCGCCUCUAACAGCAACAAUCUGGCUGAAAAUAUAACCGAUGAACAAAAAGAGCAAAGUUUAAAAAGAUCUAAAGGAAAUCAAGCAGAUGCAAUGCAGAACGAGGCGGCCAAUUACCAGAAUGUCGAUUACAUAUUGCCUAGUCAGGAACAGUCUAAUGCAACAGAUGAGAUUAAAGGUGAUUACAUGAGGCAUACAGGGGCAUCUUAUGUUGAUAUUUGUAGUGGCAGCCUAGAUGUUGAUUCUAUUCCAAUUAUUAUUGGACAAACAAGAGAAACAUUUAAACCAGAAAUAUGUAUUUAUGAUGACACAGAGGAAGAUGAUGCUGAGGAGGAACCUCCUAAGACUGAAUCUAGAGGAGUUACAGCAAAAGCAGAGACAGACGCCUGGAAUUCAGUGCGAGAAGAUGACGAUUUAUUUGCAGCAAGAGUCAAAGAGGAAGAGCAAAAGGUCUUGGGUCUGGUCGUAGAUCGGCCUUCCCAAGGAGCGACUCCAGACACGACACCAGCAAGGACACCCACUGAGGAGGGUACACCAACAAGUGAACAAAACCCUUUCCUCUUCCAAGAGGGAAAACUUUUUGAGAUGACAAGAAGUGGUGCGAUAGACAUGACUAAAAGGAGUUACGAGGAGGAAGGCUUUGCAUUUUACCAAAUAGAGCAACCUGUUGAAGAAGUCAUAGCUCAAGAGGGAGAGAGUGGACCUGGUAGAGCAUCCAGUGAGGCUGAGAAUGAGGUUGGUUGUAACGUCUCUUUGCAGAUAAAACCAGAGGAGGAGAAUGACCUUUCUAAUGAGCCUGCAGAUUUAUCUGUACAUUCUCCUGCUGAGGUAUAUCUGGCUGCAGCUACAAAGUCAGAUGUUAUAAAGUCUAAAACCUCAGAGAAGGACCAAACAGUGCCAGAGAUUAAAUCAGACGAGGGACGUUUAAUAUCUGAUCCUGCUUACUCUGAUAUGGUCAUAGUCGAUGUUCAGACAGCAGUGUCAACUAUUACUAGAUCAGUUCAUUCCCAACAGAACCAAGAGUUCUCAGAUUCCCGCCCAGAUGAUCAGCACUCAGUUAUAGAACAAACCAAAAUCCCAGAAAAGACAGAAUCUAAAAGUAAACUUGUCUCUAAAAGUAACACUGCAGCCUCUCUAUCAUCUAAGACUAGAAAAGAUAUGCCCACCUCCAAAGAGGAGGAGAAACCAAAAUCCCGAAUCCCUGUUAAGGCCAGCUCCCUCAAGCCUGAGGUAGAACUUCCCAAGGAUAAGAAGUCAAAGUUGCCCGUAAAACCUCAAACAAGGAGAAAAUCGGACACUGAGACAGGCCCGUCCAUAACCUCCAGUUUAACAAAGUCUUCCAAAGCCAAGAGCUUCUGUGAAAGCGAUUCCACCAAGAAACCAGCCAAAAAGGACCAGAGACGUUCAACAAGCACUGACCUGUCCAGCACAACUAAGACACCUCCUUCAAGACUACCAGUCAGGGGAAAGCCUGGUCAGCCAAUUCAAUCUUCCACACCAGCAAAACCAAAAAAGGCCCUGCCCACUGACACAAGCAAACAGUCUGUUGCCUUUUCCCAAGAGAUUAGCCAUGAGGCAGCUAAGGUAGUGGAGAGUUUGGCUCAGGCAGAGAAAGACAAACAGGGUUCCUUAUCCGAUGAUGAGAGCAGCACGCCCGAUGCCUCGGUAAUAGAGAGUGAACCUUUUCUUGACAUGCAAAUGCCUUUCCCUGAGGAUUCCUUGGUCAUUAGGCCCAGAUGGGACAACCCUGUUGAGACGCAGAUGGAACGAAUCCCUGCUGAUAAAGUCCGAAGUCAAGUAGAUCCACAGGAUGAGGCGGAUCGGAAAGAAGGUCGUCUGGCGGUAAUAGCAGACCACCUUGGUUUCAGCUGGUCAGAAUUGGCUCAAGAGCUCGAAUUCAGUGAGAAGCAGAUCAGUCAAAUAAGAAAUGAGAAUCCAAAUUCUCUACAAGACCAAAGCCAUGCACUCAUAAGGCUAUGGAAAGAAAGAGAUGGCAAAAAUGCUACAGCAGAGAACACUUUGAUGAAGACACUUACAAAAAUAAAUCGAAUGGACAUUGUGCAUCUCAUUGAAACAAAAAUCAUCCAGUCCAGUCAAGACCAGUCAUCACACACCUAUGCAGAAAUUGAGCAAACCAUAUCAUUGGAUCAUAGUGAAGGUUUUUCAGCGCUACAGGAGGACAUGGACAGCCCCAGACCGGACCGGCGAACAGAGGUCCCUCAAAGAGGAUCAGAACUUGGGCCUCUGGUGGCAUCUGUUGAGGAUCUCUCCUGCAAUCGGUCUUCCCUCGAUGAUUCACAGAAAGAGAGGUUGUUGAUAGACAAGGAAAUGGGUUCAGAGGUGGUCGGAGCCUCAACACAUAGUGGUUUUCAUAUGGCUGAACUGCGGCAACAAUUCCCAGGCACUAUCAAGCAAGGUGACGAGAUGCCUGAAAUCCCUCCUCAGACCGUGACAGAAGAGCAAUACACUGACGAGUAUGGAAACAUGGUGGUCAAAAAGAUAACGAGGAAAGUCAUCCGUAAGUUUGUGUCAGCAGAUGGAGUAGAGCGAGAGGAAGUGAUGUCAGAGGGACCGAGACAGGAAGUCGUCGCUGUGGACGAGGCUGACGGUUUCUCUAAAGUCGUGAAGAGGACGGUGGUGAAGAGCGGCGGAGAUCAGACCGAGGUGACCUUCUCUGAACCCUUCUCGUACACCGGGGCGACGGCUUCUGAGUUCGAGGACGAGCCCGUCCAAGGUCGGAAGGUCAGCAAGGUCGUCAAAACCAUGGUUGUGCAAGGGGAACGCCUGGAGAAACUCAUCGGGGACCCUUCGCUCUCAUCGGAUCUCCCAUCAGCCAAAGACGACUUUGAAAAGGCUUUGGGCUAUGUAGGAAGCUUUGGGAAAGUGCACCUGCCUCAUUUAGUAGAGAGAGAGACGGUGAAAGAGGACGGAUCAGUGGUCAGAAGGACCCGCAUGCAUAAGACACGCACCCAGAAGCGAACGGUAGUGAAGGACGGCCAAACCAAACAAACGCACCUGGAGCGGCUGGAGGACACGCUGGACGUCCCGCGACCCCACGACCUCCAGGAGCACCUGCACCGGCUGCUUCAGCGCUACUGUACGCCGGAGCCGGACGCCGGAGAGCAGGACGAACAAUAACCCUUCACACACACUCCCUAGGCCUUUCUACGUACGCUAAUAAUUCUUCACUCGCUCCCAGAUCCCGUCUGAUCUUUUCGUAUUUAUUAUUGCUUGAUCUUCUCAUUCACGGCAAAUAAUGUAAACUUUUGAACCGCUUCAUGGCUGAAUGUGUUUCUUAUUUCCCUGACUACGUUUAUUUUCUCAUUUUGUGACCAAAGAUAGUGUAUCCUUCCGAAUUGCUGAGUGAAUUGUAUGACAACGUAGAUGUUUUGUGUGUGUGUGUGUUUCAUUUUGGUUGCUGUGUUAUUGUAGAAGCAGAACUAAACAUGAUGAUAAUGUGUAAAUACUGAAACUCUGUCAUAUACUCUUCUGUCUCCUGUAACGGCAUCAUUAAAACACGUCCGAUUACUUACUUUAAAUCAGACCGGAUCACAUGUGGUCUGAAUAUCUUUGAGGCAUGCGAGUGUGUAACCGCAGGUAAUCAAGUGCAAGCAUCAGAUAUCUGAAAUAAUAACCGGCUAUGUAUUUAUACUGAGGUUUAAAAGCCACCAAUAAAUAUCAUGAGGUAGUCUUUCUUAAUCCCAGAAUGCUUCUGAAUGGUUUUUACUUAGAUUGAGAAUUUAUCAGUUUAUGUGGAUGAAAUCGUUUGGUUUUCAAACAUCCAAUAAGAAUGCUGUCAUUAUACACAUCCAGUUAUUGUGUGUGUGUGUGUGUGUGUGUGUGUGAGAGAGAGACAAUGCAACAAUGUCUGUUUAUUGGAAACAUGCUAAUGAAUGAAUGAAUGAACAUUUUUAAUUCUAUCCUUGUUCCAUUUUUUAAAGUAUGGCUGAAUGUGAUUAUGAUUAUGAUGUGUGUGUGUGUGACGCGCAGUAGAACGGGAACAGCGAGUGGUUCAACGUUUGCCAGUUUUGUUUAUUUUUUCCUUUGCUGUUGCAAUGAUGUAAAAUAAAAAUGAAAUGUUAAUCUUA
Pimephales promelas (fathead minnow) is the source of this 7212-nucleotide messenger RNA. Lineage: Eukaryota; Metazoa; Chordata; Actinopteri; Cypriniformes; Leuciscidae. The record is from RefSeq and is a predicted model, not a curated record.